Messenger RNA from Hyalella azteca, 2372 nucleotides. RefSeq names its product cytochrome P450 315a1, mitochondrial (gene sad). Bases 357 to 2252 code for a protein of 631 amino acids. Gene Ontology annotation, molecular function: iron ion binding; heme binding; monooxygenase activity. The transcript has 9 exons. Lineage: Eukaryota; Metazoa; Arthropoda; Malacostraca; Amphipoda; Hyalellidae. The record is from RefSeq and is a predicted model, not a curated record.
ACGUUUCGCGAAUUUCAUCUCCUGUUCUUCUCUCAUUCUUUUCAUACUAAAUGCUCUACCUUUGCUGUAAAUUGUGUACGUUUUAAAAUUCAAAAGUGGAUCGAAAUAUCGGGUGUAGCUCUCAACUUGCAUGUUGACUGACUGUGUUUCGUUUGAAAUAUAAUUGAAUAAAUUCUCUCCACCGCUAGACACAGGCUACAUUGAAAGAAGCACUUAGGAGGACGGUAACCACUUUAUGAACGAAAAUUUCCUACUCGGCGAGUUUCACAAGCCUAACAAACGACUGAGCUAGCAGUCGUCUGGCCCCUGCAGUAGAAGUUGUAGAGAUAAAGCAAAUAAUUAGUCUGUGCCACAAGAUGGGCCUAAGUCCGGGCGUGGGCGAGGGAGGGCAGCGUUCUACCGGUAACAUGAGACUACUUUAUGAUCUGGUCAAGCCGGUGCGAGACGACCAUGCCACGCUGCAAGCAACCGUCGGAUUGACAUUUGUAAUCCUCCUGCUGCACUCACUAUACCCGCGUAUAAAAGAGUGGUGGGAAUGCCGUAACUUUGCUACCAAGACUUACCACACCGACCACUCGAAGUCGCCUCGACCCGAUGUGGGGCCCUUGCCGUACGAGAACAUGCCUAGGAGGGCGGGACGCUCGGCCGAGCGUCUAAGGGUCGUUUUUGAUAACCCGGUGUACCUUCAUCAAUACGUCGCGCACGGCCACAUGAAGCUCGGUCCGGUGUUCCGGGACGGUUUGGGCGGCCCGGUAGACAUGGUGUUCGUGGCGGACACGUCAUGUCUGUCGGCCGUGCACCGCGCGAGCGGCAGCUACCCCGGCCAUGUGGUGCCCGACGCCUGGACGCUCUACCUCAAAAUCAGGGACAAGAAGAGAGGAAUUUUCUUUAUGGACGGUCCAGAGUGGCUUGAACAUCGCAGGAUUUUGAACCAACGCGUGCUGAGGACGAGUAACAGUAACCGAGUGCUGCCUCAGCUCUGUGCCAACACAGACGCCCUCAUGCAGCACAUGUGGGAGGAGCAGACGCAGGGCAACCUCCAGGCCAAGCUCAUGGUCCAGCUCUACAAGUGGUCCUUAGAAUGCAUGUUCGCGAUAGCGUUAGGCCGCUCGAUAUCAAGCUUCAAGUGCAGCAAGGAGCCCCAGUGUGACUUCGACGCCUUCGUGUCGGCGAUCCACAACGUCUUCGAACACACGGCCGGCAUGGGGCGCACCACCGCCACCAGCGCCAUGGAGCAGAACCUUAAAGUCUGGAACGACUUUUGUGAAGCGUGCGAUGUCGCGCUCCAUGUGGCCGGUCGCUACAUCAACGAGGCUGCAGAGGACAUCAAGCUGCAGGACCAGACGGCGCCCGACGCAGACGCGUGCUUGCUGGAGCGCCUCAUGCUGGACGACGGCGUCUCUCAGGACAUGGCAGUGCGCCUCCUGUCAGACCUGUUCCUGGCUGCUGCUGACACGAGUGUUUGGACAGCCGUGUGGCUGAUUUACGUGAGCGCCAGCCAUGUGUCGUACGCCAGCGCGGCGCGACAAGAGCUGUACCAAGUAACUGGUCGUCAGCCCGCAGAUAGCGAAUCCCCGCUGGAGCUGGGGCAGGAGCAGCUGCGCCGGCUGUCCCGCUGCCGCCACCUGCUGAAGGAGACGCUGAGGCUCUACCCCGUCGCGACCUUCCUUACCAGACUCGUGGAACAUGAGUCUGUCCUGGGAGGCUAUAGGGUGCCCGGCAAUACAAUGAUCAUCGUAUCACUCUACAGCAUCGGAAGAGACCCGAAGUAUUUUUCGGACCCUGACACCUUCGAUCCCACGCGAUGGGCAUCGGAGACUCUGCAAGACCUUAACACAACGCCCAAACGCAACAGCAGUGAAGAUACCGAUGUCUCUCAAUGUAACCAUGAAUCUCCAGAUUGUUCCUCGAAAGUUUGCGAGAAGCGUCAUUCAAAUCCUGACAUCGAGGAGCAACCAGGCCAGUCGGAAAAAGUCCCCCUAACCCGAAGAAGCCAAAAGAACGUUAUGAGUAUGAACAAGCUUUCAGCUUUGCCAUGGGGCAUAGGGACGAGGAACUGUGUAGGUCGGACCGUUGCAGAGACAUUGCUUACCUUAUUCGAAGCGCAACUCUUGUGUCGCUACCAUGUGGUCGUCAGAAAUAAAAGCAUACACAUGAAGAUGCGCAUGAUCAGCGUGCCUUCAGAAAUGCUUGACGUGGUGCUGUACAAAGUACGCGAUAUGGAAGAGACAAAAGAUGGAAUUCUGAAGUGAAACGGGGAAUCUAAACACGUAUUCCAUAUCCCACAAUUCAUGCAUGGUGACUGAAUCAAUCAGAAAGCAACACAUUUUGAAAUAAAACGAAUAAAAAUUUUUAAAAACCACGUUUUCUUA